Molecule: messenger RNA, 843 nt
Organism: Nicotiana attenuata
Lineage: Eukaryota; Viridiplantae; Streptophyta; Magnoliopsida; Solanales; Solanaceae
Exons: 3
Coding region: 1-843 (280 amino acids)
Molecular function (GO): RNA-DNA hybrid ribonuclease activity; nucleic acid binding
Source: RefSeq, a predicted model, not a curated record
AUGGUGAACAAUGUGAAGGCCGUGCAGCGGCUGACCGGGCGGAUAGCGGCCUUAGGCCGGUUCAUAUCAAGAUCGUCAGAUCGGAGUCAUCAUUUCUCCUCCUUGCUCAAAAAGAAAAUCAGCUUUGAGUGGACUCCGGAAUGCCAACACGCUUUAGAAGAGUUAAAGCGAUAUCUCUCGAGCCCGCCUUUGCUCCACACCCCGAAAGAGGAUGAAACGUUAUACUUAUAUUUGGCCGUAUCCGAAGUAAUAGUAAGUGGUGUGUUGGUUUGGGAAGAACAAGGUGCUCAAUUCCUUGUUUAUUACGUGAGUCAGACUCUGGGAGACGCAGAAACCAGGCAUUCUAUAAAAACUCCAAAAUUCACUAACAACGAGGCCGAGUAUGAGGCUAUAAUUGUAGGUCUCGAGUUGGCCAAGAGCCUAGGAGAAGAAAUCGUCGAAGCAAAAUGCGACUCCCUCCUGGUCAUAUUGCAUCGCUUCAAAGAAUGGACUCUGGUCCAUAUUUCUCGAGAACAGAACAGUGAGGCCGAUUCGCUCGCGAACUUGGGGUCCUCUGUCGAAGAAGAUGACAUACUCCCAGGGGCCGUUGUCCGGCUAUCCAAGUUGGUGAUUGAAGAAGGACACGCCGAGGUUAACUCAACAAGUCUAACAUGGGAUUGGAGGAACAAAUACAUUGACUAUUUGAAGAACGGGAAGCUACCCACAGAUCCAAAGGAGUCGAGGGCCCUCCGAGCCAAAGCAGCUCGAUUUUCACUCCACGAGAGUGGAACGCUAUAUAGAAGGACCUUCGACGGACCUCUAGCUGUAUGCUUGGGACCUGGGGACACCGAUUACGUACUUUGA